Molecule: messenger RNA, 1737 nt
Organism: Lachancea mirantina
Lineage: Eukaryota; Fungi; Ascomycota; Saccharomycetes; Saccharomycetales; Saccharomycetaceae
Source: the annotation of a GenBank genome assembly
AUGGAGAGACGCAAAAGCCUGAGCUCCUCUGAGGAGUUAGUGGGCAGCAAAGAGAUCAGAAGGACGCCUUCGACCUCCUCGCAGUACAACAAUAUCAAUGCAAAUCUUCAUGCUCGAGUAAAGGCGUUCCAGGAGCAACGGCAGCUCAAGCGAAACGGCAGCGUUGGAUCUGACAAAGCCGUAAUGGCUCCUCUCCCGGUCGCAGAUUUGGCCACCGCCGUAGGUUCUACACCGGUUAUGCCUGCACCAGGUAUCGACAAGGUGGUGAACAAGCCGCUGCCUCCGCUGCCUCCACCCAGUCGCGAAAGCGACGCAGUAUUGAACCCGAUCCGAAGAGCACCGCGGCCUCCCGCGCUGCCCAUGGCAGCCGUACCGCUUGGAAACAUGGCCCGCGGCGGGCCGGGUGCUGCCGUGGGCAUGUCCAAACCGAGUCUCAGCGCGCGACGUGGGCUGAAGUUGCCCGCAGGCGGGAUGUCGCUCAAGAUGAAACAGCCCUCGCCUCACGAGUUUGCCGGUGCACCCUCGAAUGCACAACAGCCAGCCGGCGCUGCCGCGCCGGCCAGCAGCCGCAGCAACCCCGGCUCGCUCGUUAACGGUGUUCAAACGACGUCUACAUCUUCCAAUAAACAGCGCGACACCGAGGGCACCACGCCUGCGCAACAGCGCAGUGGAUCCAAUGGUCUUUUCACGAACUUCACCAAGUACGUCGACAUCAAGUCUGGGUCUUUGAACUUUGCCGGUAAGCUGUCGUUGAGCUCACAAGGUGUCGAUUUCAGCAACGGAUCCAGUUUCCGUAUCACCUUGGAUGAGCUUGAAUUUCUCGAGGAACUGGGACACGGUAACUACGGAAAUGUGUCCAAAGUUUUGCACAAGCCCACCAACGUCAUAAUGGCCAUGAAAGAGGUCCGACUCGAGCUCGACGAGUCGAAGUUCACGCAAAUCUUGAUGGAGCUCGAAGUACUCCACAAGUGCCAAUCGCCAUACAUUGUCGAUUUUUACGGUGCCUUUUUCAUCGAGGGUGCCGUGUACAUGUGCAUGGAGUAUAUGGACGGCGGUUCGCUGGAUAAAAGCUACGACCAAGCGACGCUGGGCGGCGUUGACGAGCCUCAACUUGCCAAAAUUACGGAUGCGGUGAUACAAGGACUGAAAGAAUUAAAGGAUGUCCACAAUAUCAUUCACAGAGACGUGAAACCGACCAACAUACUUUGCUCUGCGGCCCAGGGCACGGUCAAACUUUGCGAUUUUGGCGUUUCGGGCAAUCUCGUAGCUUCCCUGGCAAAGACCAAUAUCGGUUGCCAGUCCUACAUGGCCCCAGAACGUAUCAAGUCUCUGAAUCCCGACAAAGCCACGUACACGGUACAAUCGGACGUUUGGUCUCUGGGACUGAGCAUAUUAGAAAUGGCGCUCGGUGCAUACCCAUACCCACCCGAGACUUAUGACAAUAUUUUCUCUCAAUUAAGUGCCAUCGUGGACUCGCCACCCCCUAAGCUUCCAAAAGACCGUUUCAGUCAAGAGGCUCAGGAUUUCGUGAACAUGUGUUUGCAAAAAAUUCCGGAGAGGCGGCCUGGUUAUGCUGCCCUUUUAGAGCAUCCUUGGCUCAAAAAAUAUCGCUCUGAAGACGUCCACAUGAGUGAAUACAUCACAAAACGCCUUGAAAAGCGCGAAGCGCUUCUCAAGGCUAAUGGAGGACAAGAUACUAACAAAAAUGUCCCAGCUUUGCAUAUGGGUGGUCUGUAA